UUUCUUGGGUGCCGAUCUGACUAUAAAUAAGAAGAGAGAUAGGGCACGCAGAUAUCAGUCCGGUCCAUACGGCAGCCGUGGCGAGAGCUCCUCCCCCUCUCAUCUCGUCAAGCCAGAAACCGACCGCGGGUCUCCAGCCUUCUCUCGAAUAUGAGGUGCAGUCUACUUGCCUCGUCCGGCCUUCUCGCGGUGGCGUCGGCUGCGGCGGUCGAGUCAUCGCAGAGAAAGUCGUACGACGGAUACAAAGUGUUUCGUCUGAAAGUUGGGGAAGACGUGGCCAAAGUCAACAACAUCAUCGACACGCUCGGUCUCACGACAUGGAAAGGAAAGCCCCGUGUUGGUGCGGCCGCCGACAUUGUGGUUCCGCCCUCGCAGGUCGAUGCCUUCGAGGCGGAGAUCAAGGGGAUGGAGGCGGUCACCAUGCAUGAGGAUCUGGGCGCGUCCAUCGCAGACGAGUCCAACUUUAGUGUCUACGCAGCUGGAUCGGCCAAUAUCACGUGGUUCAACUCGUACCACAGCUACCGUGACCACCUCCAGUUCCUGAACGACCUCCAGGCGCAGUAUCCGACGCAGUCCGAGGUCGUCUCGGCUGGGAACUCGCUGCAGGGCAACGCGAUCACCGGCAUCCACUUCUGGGGCAAGUCCGGCAAGGGCAAGCCGGCCGUGGUCUUCCACGGCACGGUGCACGCGCGGGAGUGGAUCUCGACCAUGGUGAACGAGUACAUCGCCUACACGCUGCUGACGUCGACGGAGGGCCAGGUCUUCCUGGACAAGUACGACUUCUUCAUCUUCCCCGUCGUCAACCCGGACGGCUUCAUCUACACGCAGACGACGGACCGCAUGUGGCGCAAGAACCGGCAGACCACGUCCGGCAGCACCUGUCUCGGCCACGACAUCAACCGCAACUGGCCCUACCAGUGGUCCGUCAGCGGCGGCGCCUCCACAAACCCGUGCGCCGAGGACUUCAAGGGCCGCGCGGCCGGCGAUGCGCCCGAGACCGCCGUGCUGUCCUCAUGGCUGCGGACGACCAAGGCGAGCCAGGGCGUCAAGCUGUACAUUGACUGGCACUCGUACUCGCAGCUGUUCAUGACCCCAUAUGGAUACUCGUGCACGGCCGUCGCGGCCAAGAACAACGAGCUGCAGUCCCUCGCCCGGGGAGCGGUGGCAGCCAUCAAGGCCGUCCACGGCACGUCCUUCACCAGCGGGCCCAUCUGCUCGACCAUCUACAAGGCCACGGGCAACAGCGUCGACUACGUCAACGACGUCGUGGGCGGCGACUACACCUUCACCGUGGAGCUGCGGGAUACGGGCAACUACGGCUUUGUGCUGCCGGCGAGCCAGAUUCUGCCCAGUGGCGAGGAGGCGUAUGCCGGGGUGCGCUACCUGCUGCAGAACAUGAAAUGAGGCCAGUACUAGUACUAGUAGGGCGGCAUUAUUGUGUUGCUUCUCCUAGUCUGACUUCGUUGCCAGGAGAAAGAAAGGGUAUGGAUGGCAAGUUGUAUAUAGCAGCGCGUAGAAUUCAAAUAGGCAUCACCGCGAUGCUAUACUAAUGGCCUUUAUGCACGGCUUAGCGUU
Chaetomium strumarium is the source of this 1575-nucleotide messenger RNA. RefSeq names its product carboxypeptidase A2. NCBI's taxonomy places the organism in Eukaryota, Fungi, Ascomycota, Sordariomycetes, Sordariales, Chaetomiaceae. Gene Ontology annotation, biological process: proteolysis. The transcript is spliced from 3 exons. Bases 151 to 1404 code for a protein of 417 amino acids. Gene Ontology annotation, molecular function: metallocarboxypeptidase activity; zinc ion binding. The record is from RefSeq and is a predicted model, not a curated record.